Messenger RNA from Cydia amplana, 1806 nucleotides. RefSeq names its product amidophosphoribosyltransferase-like. Gene Ontology annotation, molecular function: amidophosphoribosyltransferase activity. The coding region runs from base 159 to 1805 and encodes 548 amino acids. NCBI's taxonomy places the organism in Eukaryota, Metazoa, Arthropoda, Insecta, Lepidoptera, Tortricidae. The transcript is spliced from 14 exons. Gene Ontology annotation, biological process: purine nucleobase biosynthetic process; purine nucleotide biosynthetic process. The record is from RefSeq and is a predicted model, not a curated record.
AAGAUGAUUAUCUCCGUCGCACGUUAACUUCAAAUACAACUACUAUUCAAUCAAUUAAUUUCUUGAUACACUUACGCAGAAGUCGCUUCGCUACGCAACGAAUCGAAGUUACUUACAACUAGUUAAAAGUCCCACAGUUUGCUUCAGAAAAAAGAAUCAUGGACGGUCCAAAGGGAUCGUGUGAAGAGAGGCUAGCAGACAACUGCCAGUGCGAGGGGGAGGUCACUAUUAAAAGCAAGAGGCAUGGCAGGGGUGCCGUCGAAUCUGGACUCACACACGAAUGCGGCGUGUUCGGCGCCAUCGGCACCGGCGAGUGGCCCACGCAGGUGGACGUGGGGCAGGUCAUCUGUUUGGGACUAGUCGCCCUCCAGCACAGAGGCCAAGAAUCGGCCGGCAUCGUGACGUCAGAGGGCAAGAGCGCCCGCACAUUCAACUCUCACAAGGGCAUGGGCCUCAUCAACAACAUAUUCAACGACGAGGCUAUGAAAAAGCUCAAAGGGAACCUCGGUAUUGGUCACACUAGAUACUCGACGUCAGCAGCAUCUGAGGAGGUGAACUGCCAACCAUUCGUAGUGCACACGGCGCACGGCGCGCUCGCCGUGGCUCACAACGGCGAACUCGUCAACUGCUCCAGUCUUAGGAAGAUGGUACUUGGCCGAGGCGUAGGCCUCUCCACACACUCGGACUCGGAGCUGAUCACACAGGCGCUGUGCCUCAACCCCCCCGAGGGCGAGACCAACGGCCCGGACUGGCCGGCCAGGAUCAACCAGCUCAUGAGGUUGGCGCCCCUCAGUUACUCUCUGGUGAUAAUGCUGAAAGACAAAAUAUACGCCGUGAGGGAUCCGUACGGCAACCGGCCGCUCUGCCUCGGCAAGAUUCUGCCCCUAGGCUCCUCGUAUGCCUACAAAAACUCAUCAGAACGCCAUAACGAGGUUUUGAUGAACGGCAGCUCUAAGAACGGCAUAGACGAUAAAGCGGAAGGUUGGGUGGUGUCGUCAGAAUCGUGCGGCUUCUUGUCUAUUGGCGCCCGAUACGUACGCGAGGUGCUCCCCGGCGAGAUAGUGGAGAUGUCUCGGCACGGAGUGCGCACCGUGGACGUGGUGGAGCGGCCCGCCGACAAGCAGCAGGCGUUCUGUAUAUUCGAGUAUGUGUACUUCGCGCGCGCUGACUCCAUGUUCGAAGGUCAAAUGGUGUACUCUGCGCGUAUGCAGUGCGGCCGCAUGCUGGCGCGCGAGUCGCCAGUCGACGCCGACAUCGUGUCGUCCGUGCCCGAGUCCGGCACCGCGGCGGCGCACGGCUACGCUAGACAGUCCGGUAUUCCCUUCAUGGAGGUCCUAUGCAAGAACCGCUACGUAGGCCGCACGUUCAUCCAGCCCUCCACGCGGCUGCGCCAGCUGGGCGUGGCCAAGAAGUUCGGCGCGCUCUCGGAGAACGUGCACGGCAAACGCAUCGUGCUUAUUGACGACUCCAUAGUGCGGGGGAACACCAUUGGACCGAUCAUUAAGCUGCUGAGAGACGCCGGGGCCGCUGAGGUACACAUCAGAAUAGCGUCCCCGCCCCUGAAGUACCCAUGCUACAUGGGCAUCAACAUACCGACGCGAGAGGAACUCAUCGCCAACAAGAUGGAGGCGCCGAAGCUCGCCAAACAUGUCGGCGCCGACAGUCUGGAGUACCUGAGCGUGGAGGGGCUCGUGAGCGCCAUCCACUACAACAUGAAGUCGACGCCGAGCGACGGCGUGGGCGGCCACUGCACCGCCUGCCUCACCGGCGACUACCCCGGGGGGCUGCCCGAGGCCGACUGGUGAG